This is a messenger RNA of Saccostrea echinata, 3668 nucleotides long. Its product is annotated as pleckstrin homology domain-containing family A member 1-like. Bases 50 to 1252 code for a protein of 400 amino acids. Lineage: Eukaryota; Metazoa; Mollusca; Bivalvia; Ostreida; Ostreidae. The transcript has 13 exons. The record is from RefSeq and is a predicted model, not a curated record.
AGACUUUUGGUGUCAAAGAUCAAAAAUUGACUGGUAUGAUGACAACGAAAUGGAUAAUAACAUGCCAUAUCAAGAUAAACAAGGGAGAACCUGUGGAUUUCUGAACAUCCUUGAGAAGGAGUCAUCCACCAACUCAAAACGAAGAUAUUUCAUACUUGAUCCCUGCGAGGAGACACUUAAGUUCUACAAUGACAACCCUAAUAACUUACCCUCUAAUCAACAGAGUCCUUGUGGUGAAAUCAGAACAGCCGUUAUUUCAAAGGUUAGUGAAGUCUCAAAGAAACAGAAGCCAAAGCUGAAUUCCUGCUUUGUUAUAAACCAUGCAGGGAAAACACAAUAUUUACAGGCUGAGAGUACGGAGGAUAUGCAAGGAUGGAUAUAUGCAUUAAAUAACAUCAGUAAAAUAACGGUUCCAGUGGAGGAAUCUAAGAAUUUAAAUGACCCAGAAGCUGGUUACAAAACAGAGAUUGCUGGAGGAGUACCAAUUAAAAUACCAAUAAGGCAUGAGAAUACUAAUGAAUCAGGUGCUUCAAGUGAGAGUGAAGAAAGUAUGGAAAAUCAAAAGAUAAUGGCAUCUUCUCAGCCAGCACUCAAAAAAGGCUACUGUGUCAAGCAGGGGGGCGUGAGGAAAAACUGGAAGAGAAGAUAUUUUGUUGUGAAUGAUGGUGGCCUGGCCUAUUAUAGCAAUGAACAGUCAGAUGAACCUCUAAGGCAUAUACCCAGAGGUGACAUCACUGACGUCAGAAAGGCCACCAUGUCUCCAGGAGCCAGGGACAAUUUAUUUGAAGUUCAUACUUCUAAAAGGACAUUCUACAUACAGUGUGAUACCCCAGAAGAUGUACAGGAAUGGAUAUCAGCAAUAGAAAAACUUAUAAAUAACCAGGCAUCACAGAGAAAAAGCGGAGGUAACCUCGAGCCGGGUGAAGUUGACCUAUCCGUAACCAAAGUCUUCCCCCAGAACAAAUGGGAUGAUCGGUUAAGUAAGUCAAUGUUUGUCAAGAAACCAGGCUCCGUUAACGCAGACAGACAGGCAGGCACAUCAUCCACGUACGCUGUGCACAGUCAAAGUAUGAGGGGUCCAAGAAUGGGGGUCUACUUUCCUCAUAAGUUACGACAGCCAGGGAAUCCCCCCAGUGAGGACGUACCUAGCAGAGUUACCCUUCCUGGAGAAGAUAAGUCACGGAAAGUGGAAAAACCUGAAUCCAAAGCAAAGCCUCCUCUCACAAAGCAACGAAGCUGGUUUCUCUGGUAGAGGCAGAAAAAAGUAUAACCAUCUCAAGAAUGUAAGAAGUCCCCUCUUUGUGAAGAUGUGCUUUUUUUACCAAUUAAAUUUUGAUUUAGUUAUUUACCUUUUAAUAUACCUAAAAUAAGUGAUGAAUUUUAAAAGUUUUAACAAGAAUGACGUAAAUUAUCUAUAGGCUGAGAACACUGUUGGGGAAUAAGAGCACAAUGUACAGUCUUCCAUGUAACAGCAGUUAUUUUCUCAUUCUGAUCUUCUGAACUGUUCUUAUUUUGCUGUUUUCUAAUAACGACAAAAAUUAAAACUUUUAAACGUAAAUUGAUGUCGUGAUUUAAUUUGCUCUCUGUUGUAAACCUAGGCUUUGACAUUAUGAGUCAAGUAAACACAGCUUGUCUAAUAUAAACCUAGCCUUCUGACUUUUGGAGAACGUAAACCUAACCUAAAGACAGAGUAAAAUAAUCCUAGACUUAUGAUAGGGUAACGUAAACCCUAUUCUGUCUCCUGACUGUCAGAAUAACGUAAACCUAGCCCACUGACUGUCAGAGUAACGUAAACCUAGUCUACUGACUGUCGGAGUAACGUAAACCUAGUCUACUGACUGUCAGAGUAACGUAAACCUAGUCUACUGACUGUCAGAGUAACGUAAACCUAGUCUACUGACUGUCAGAAUAACGUAAAACUAGCCCACUGACUGUCAGAGAAACGUAAACCUAGCCAACUCACUGUCAAAGUAACGUAAAACUAGCCCACUGACUGUCAGAGUAACGUAAACCUAGUCUACUCACUGUCAGAGUAACGUAAACCUAGUCUACUCACUGUCAGAGUAACGUAAACCUAGUCUACUCACUGUCAGAGUAACGUAAACCUAGCCAACUGACUGUCAGAGUAACAUAAACCUAGCCUACUGAUUGUCAGAUUUAUGUAAACGUAGUCUACUGACUGUCAGAGUAACGUAAGCCUAGUCAAUAAACUGUCAGAGUAACAUAAACCUAGUCUACUGACUGUCAGAGUAAGAUAAACCUAGUCUACUGACUGUCAGAGUAACGUAAGCCUAGUCAAUUAACUGUCAGAGUAACAUAAACCUAGUCUACUGACUGUCAGAGUAAGAUAAACCUAGCCUACUGACUGUCAGAGUAACGUAAAUCUAGUUUACUGUCAGAGUAACGUAACCGUAGCCUUGUGGGAGUCAGUGUAACGUAAACAAAGCCUACCGUCUGUCAGAGUAACGUAACCUUUAACUGUCAGGAUAAAGCCUUGUGCCAGACAGUGAAACGUAAACGUAGCCUUUUGACUGCCAGAGUAACGGAAAUCUAGACAACUAACUGUCAGAGUAAGGUAAUCGUAGCCUUAUGACAGUUAGUGUAACGUAAACCUAGCCAACUGACUGUCAGAGUACCGUAAACCUAGCCUACUGACUGUCAGGGUAACAUAAACAUAGCCUUACGAAAUGAGGGAACCAGCAAAACACAAUGCACAUUUUUUUGUGUUCCAAAUUAUUUUCAAAGAUUUAAGUAUCAGGGGCGGAUCCAGUAUUUUUUUUCCUGGAUGGUCCAUGUGUCGGACUCGGGAAAACUUUUGAAAAGCAAAAAAAAAGUAAUAAUAAUAAUAAUUAAAUAAAAAAUAAAAAUAAAGAAUAAUUAAAACUUUACCAUUCUUCAUUAGGGAGGGGGGUCUCUGUAGUAAUUUUUUUUUACACUUGUCCGUCUUUUCAGGGGGGAGGGGUUCACGGACAUUUUUUUCGUUACUUUUAAAUUGAAAUUAAAAACUGCAAAUUGCAGGGCCCCCGGGGGGAGGGGUCCGGUCCCCCGACCCCCUAGAUCCGCCACUGAGUGUAUACAUGUAGAACAAACUUUGCCAAGGAUGUUUCAUUCAGAAAGAAGUCAUUUAAAUCAAAUUGCAGAUCGUCGUGGCAGGUCUUCGUGGGUGCCAAUAUUUGUAAUCGAGAUUAAUGUUAUAAAGUGAUCCAGUAUAUCUUUGUAAGUAGUUCUUCCAACAUUUUUUAAAACUUUUGAACACUGCCCUCUCUAAGAUAUAAAUAGUAACCCAAAUUGUGGCUAAUUUUACUUUUCUUUCAAUUCCAAACAUUUUAUUAUUUCUUUGUAGAAAGAGAUAAAACUCUUUCAAUGAUUCCUACAGGAUUUAUUUAUUUUGAUAAUAUACAUUUUACUUAAUCCGUGAUUACAGUGUCUAAAGACAGUAAAUAAAUAUUUGUAUGUGCCAUGCUAUGUAUAUUGUUUCUAUUGUGCAAAUUCUGCAUGUAAAUUGUGAUAACAAAGCUGUAAAUAUAAUGUGAAUAGCUUAUUUAGAACUUUUGUGUAAAAUUAUCACGUGUUAUUGUUUCUUGUUGCUUAUGACUUGCAUUAUACAAGUUUAUUUUUAUGGAUUCAAAUAUAUUAUUAAUUUGAAAUAAAUUUGCCUAAAUUAUGAA